Molecule: messenger RNA, 1662 nt
Organism: Penaeus chinensis
Lineage: Eukaryota; Metazoa; Arthropoda; Malacostraca; Decapoda; Penaeidae
Product: flotillin-1-like
Exons: 12
Coding region: 102-1385 (427 amino acids)
Biological process (GO): regulation of receptor internalization; positive regulation of endocytosis; protein localization to plasma membrane
Cellular component (GO): plasma membrane
Source: RefSeq, a predicted model, not a curated record
UCCAAAACAGAAAGUCAGUGUCUCGUUGGGGUUGUGCGAGGCAAGACUGUUACUCUCUAUUCCAGUGUAGUUAAAAGGGGGCCCAUAAAAAACAAAGGACAAUGGUACUUCCAAUUAUCUUGACAUGCGGGCCAAAUGAGGUCAUCGUGUUAUCAGGUUUCGGCCACCGGAAGUCGGCCCUCAUCACCGGCGGAAGAAUAAUUGCUUUCCCGUGCAUCCAGCGGUGGCGCAGGUUGUCACUCAAUGUAAUGACCAUUAGAAUAGGCUCAGCAAGCGUUUACACGUCCCAGGGAGUCCCCAUCACUGUUAGUGGAGUUGCUCAGGUGAAGAUCAGCACACAGCACCCAGAGGUCCUCGAGCGGGCAUGUGAACACUUUCUUAGCAAGUCCAAAAAUGAGAUCGAGGCACUCAUCACUGCCACGCUAGAGGGUCACCAGAGGGCCAUCCUUGGCACUAUGACAGUUGAGGAUAUCUAUAAGAAUCGGAAGCUGUUCAAUUCGCGUGUGUUUGAAGUGGCUUCCAAGGACCUUUGUAAUCUCGGCCUCCAAGUUCUCUCCUAUACCAUCAGAGAUAUAACAGAUGAGGGGGGAUAUCUUCAAGCCCUAGGCAUGUCGAGGACAGCGGAGGUUCAGAGAGAUGCGAAGAUAGGCGAGGUGUUAGCUCAGCAGGAGUCGCGGAUCCAGAAGAGCUUGGCCCUCGAGGAACUAAUGAAGGCUAAAUACGCCAAUGAUAGCCUUAUUGCUUUGGCUAACAGGAACUUCGAGCAGCAGAAGGCAGUGUAUGACCAGGAGGUUAUGACCAAGAACGCAGAAGCUGACUUGGCAUAUGAAUUACAGUCAUGCAAGAUCAAACAAAAGAUUCAGGAAGAAAAAAUGGAGAUUGUCGUUGUUGAGAGGCAGGGAAAGAUCCAUGUGGAAGAACAGGAAAUACAGCGAACUGAGAAACACUUGGAAGCCACAGUGAAACAGCCUGCUGAAGCAGAGAAAUUCAGGGCGGAAACCAUUGCUGCAGCGCAGAGGAAGAAGACUGUCUUGGAGGCAGAGGCUCAUGCAGAAUCCAAGCACCUUCAGGGAGAGGCUCAGGCUUUUGCGAUUGAGGCAAAAGCGAAGGCACAAGCAGCAAGCAUGCACUACCGAGCUGAAGCUUACAAGGAAUUCCAAAAUGCUGCUAUUCUGGAUAUGUACCUUAAAGCAAUACCACAGGUCGUCGGCAAUGUGAGCUCAUCCUUGUCCAACGCCAAGAGUGUGAAGAUGGUGUCUUCAGGAGGAUCUGAGGUCGGUGCUCUGAAGCUAACACAGGAAGUGAUGAAUAUUUCCACCAGCAUCCCUGAAAUGGUCAAGUCUAUGACGGGUGUUGAUCUGAGAAAGUCUGUGCGAGCAGCAUAAAGGAAGACAGGAAUGGAUAACCAGCGUCGUGAAGUGAUGUUGUAUUAUCAUAACCAAAAUACUGUAUUUAAGUAUAAGUGUAAGAUACUUGGAUAUAAUUUCCUAGGAAUAAGAUAGAUUUUAAUGCUGAUGAGAAAUGUUUUUAAAAGAAUUCGUAGAUAUUUAAGUUGUUAAACAAAUGAUGUAUGCUAAAUGUGUCUUUGUACAGCUUAUAUAGCAUGGCUUGUAAUCGGAUGUAUCAUAUAGACAUAGCAUAGAAAUAUAUCAAAUAAACUUA